Elaeis guineensis (African oil palm) is the source of this 2048-nucleotide messenger RNA. RefSeq names its product fasciclin-like arabinogalactan protein 10. Gene Ontology annotation, cellular component: plasma membrane. Lineage: Eukaryota; Viridiplantae; Streptophyta; Magnoliopsida; Arecales; Arecaceae. The record is from RefSeq and is a predicted model, not a curated record.
CUCCUCCCCUUUCGGCAACGGCACAUGCAAACAUCUCGCAGCGCCCUUCCUCUCCCCCGUCUUUCUAAACCUCCUCUCAAACCCUGGUUAUCUAGUAACCAGGGUUACUUUAACCCCACUCCUGCCUUUUAUUCUGCCUAGUAUUCUCUCUCCCUUCCUCACUGCCUCCCACCAACUGCCCAGCUCCAUAGUCGUAUCAGGGAGCUAGAGAGUGAGGGUGUGGUAGAGAAGAAAGAAGAGCAUCAGUAGUAUCGGCAGACACUAGCUAAGACGCAUAAGAGUCCCCCAAUGGCUUAUCUCCUGCUACCUUUGCUGUUCGCCUUCAUGGUUUCGUUGGCCGCGGGCGAUGGGCACAACAUAACGGCGAUCUUGGAUGGGUUUCCGGAGUACUCGCUGUACAACAGCUACCUGAGCCAGACGAAGGUGUGCGAUGAGAUCAACUCCCGGGAGACGGUGACAUGCCUUGUCCUCCCCAACGCCGCCAUGUCCGCCCUCGCGGCCAAGCAGUCCCUGGCCGGCAUCAAGAACGCCCUCCGUCUCCUCACCCUCCUCGACUACUUCGACCCCCAGAAGCUCCACGACCUUCCCCACGGCUCUGCCCUCACCACCACCCUCUACCAGACCACCGGCGACGCCACCGGCAACUCCGGCUUCGUCAACAUCACCAACCUCCGCGGCGGCCGCGUCGCCUUCGCCGCCGCCACCCCCGGCUCCAAGUUCGACUCCUCCUAUACGAAAUCCGUCCGCCAGGUCCCCUACAACCUCUCCGUCCUCGAGAUCUCUGCACCCAUCGUCUUCCCGGGUCUCCUCGACGCCCCCUCGGCUGCUGCCUCCAACCUCACCGCCCUCCUCGAGAAGGCUGGCUGCAAGACCUUCGCCUCCCUCGUGGUCUCCUCCGGCGUCCUCAAGAUCUUCCAGUCCGCCAUGGACAAAGGCCUCACCCUCUUCGCCCCCAACGACGAGGCCUUUAAAGCCCCCGGAGUCCCCGAUCUCAGCUCCCUCUCCAGCGCCGAGCUCGUCACCCUCCUCCAGUACCACGCCCUCCCCACCUACACCCCUAAGGCCUCCCUCAAGAUCGCUAAGGGCCGGAUCGCCACCAUGGCAUCCAGCGGCGCCGGCAAGUACGACUUCUCCGUCGUCUCCCGUGGCGACGACGUCUCCCUCGACACCGGCGUCGACACCUCCCGCGUCGCCAGCACCGUCCUCGACGACACCCCCGUCUGCGUCCUCACCGUAGACAACCUCCUCCUCCCUUCCGAGCUCUUCGGCGGCGCGCCGGCGCCAGCACCGGGACCCGUGGCGCUGACGCCAUCCUCGGCACCCGCCUCUGCCCCUGGCCCGGUCAAGGAGGCUCCCGCACCCGCCCCGAAGGCCAAGGCGCCCUCGCCGAUGCCUCUGUCCCCGCCGGCCCCGCCGACGUCCGCCCCCGGGGCGUCGCCGGUGGGAUCUCCGGAGUCUGCCGCGGACAAGGCGGCGGACGAGAAGUCUGGUGCUGCGAGGCCACUUGGAACCCUAGCGGUGUCGGUCUCCGCGUUGUUGGCGCUGGCUUCCUUCUUGGGAGCAGCUUAUAGCAUCUGAUUGGAGUCUCAAGUGGUUUUAAGCGAGUGAAGGACCGUCACAUCCGUUCAACACCGCUUGCUUUCUUUGUUUUCUCUCUGGUUGGUUAGUUGAUUUUUUUUUUUUUCUUUUUGUUAGUUGAGAGAUGAUGGUGAUGCUGGUUUUGUUUCGGACUUGGUAUGGCACAUGGAUUUGGUCUUUUAUAUUUCUUUGUUCUUCUUUUAUAUUUUUGAUUUCUUAUUCUGGGAGCUAAGUUCGUGGCUAGCUGAAAGAAACCUUUUCUUCUUCUAGCUCUUGUCACUCGUGUUUACUGGGUUUCCAUGGAGAUGUGGCAGAAGCGAACGGCUGUAUGAUUAUUAUGCUGUUCCUUAUUAUUUUUUUCCUUCUUCCGGAGGGGGAAAAAAAAAAAAAGGCUUCUAGAGGGGUGUAAAUUUUUUAAUUUUGUUUUUUAUAUAUAUUUUUGAAGAAAUAAAAACAGUUAGAAGCUUUGG